AUGUGUACUACGAGGCAGCGCGACUGGAAACACGUAGCAAAAGUAAACGACGACAAUUAUUUCAAUAUUUGCAGAACGUCGGAAAAAACCGUAGAAACUUAUAAUAAAAUGAAGAAAGAAGAAGGAGAAAUUGUUAAAAAGGAAAAUGAUUAUGAAUCGAGUAUGGGAUUAACAUCAGAACCACUGUCUGAAUGCGAUCAUUCAUAUAUAACAGUUACUCAUCAAUAUAUCAAUGGUACCACAUGGUUUCUGAAAAUGAUGUAUCACAUGAAACCAAAUUUACUACAAUGGGUUGCACGUGGUCAAACUAAUUAA
Molecule: messenger RNA, 315 nt
Organism: Didymodactylos carnosus
Lineage: Eukaryota; Metazoa; Rotifera; Eurotatoria; Philodinida; Philodinidae
Source: the annotation of a GenBank genome assembly